Messenger RNA from Impatiens glandulifera, 2695 nucleotides. Its product is annotated as pentatricopeptide repeat-containing protein At1g30610, chloroplastic. Gene Ontology annotation, biological process: chloroplast organization. The record is from RefSeq and is a predicted model, not a curated record. Gene Ontology annotation, molecular function: protein binding. Bases 50 to 2647 code for a protein of 865 amino acids. Gene Ontology annotation, cellular component: chloroplast. Lineage: Eukaryota; Viridiplantae; Streptophyta; Magnoliopsida; Ericales; Balsaminaceae. The transcript has 9 exons.
CCCUUCACUCUCUAGCUAUCUCAGUAUAGCAGUGGCGCAUGGGCAAGAGAUGGCGAAAACUGAAAUGGGUUUCUCCAUUCACCGAGGAAAUGACACCAUAAUCACCAACAAUUUCUCGAUUUCCUCUUUUUCAUUUGGGUUUUCAAUUUCUCAAAGACCCGUCUUUCUAGUUGCUUUGACGGCAAAGAAGUUAAAAGAUAACCAUCUUUUAGGCCUUAGGACGUCCCGCACCUCGCCAGUUCGAUGUAUGGUGAAGUCAGAGUCAGCAGACCGGUCUAUUGACGCCGGAGUUAUUGAGAAAGAGUUCGAAUUCACUCCAUCUUUCGGUGAGUAUUUGAAGAUUUUGGAAUCUACUAAAACUACUGAUAAACAACAACAGACGAAGGAAACAUCCAGUUUAAAAAGAAUCAAGUCGAAAAUUGAGGUGAAAAGGAAAGAAAUUGUUUCUUCCAAUAAUUUACCCUCUGUUAGAGAAGGUCGAAGCUAUAGAUUAGACGAAGAAUCACGCGAAGGCUUUGGUGGUGAAAGUCGAGAGAGAGUAAAUACAGAAAGGAGAGACAAGAAUCGAACUGGGUUUGGAGAUAGGGGUAUUUCCUUGACUAGGAAUGAAGCUCAGGUCAGAGAUAAGAAGCAUUUGAAGUUAGGAUCUAUGGUGGAGCCUGAGCAUUCUUCAGCUAAAUUCAGUUCAAGAGGAAACGACAAUGACAGAGGGAAGAUGGGUUUGGAUAAAAAGAUUAUGAAGCCCACUGAUAAACAGAUUACUUCUAUCCAAAGAAUGGAGAGAAACGCUGAACAAACCAAUAAGAGCAGUCAAAGGCAUCCCAAAUUUGAUAAUGAUUUUGAUUUAGUCGAAACUGAUACUAGUAGAAAGACAUGGAAAGGAAAAGUGAAUCCUGGUAGGAGUGACUUGCAUAAACAAGAUAGGUAUGAGGAACCUGAAACGGGUAGAGUUGCCUUCAAGUUUCUUGAGGAGAACGAUGAUAUUUUAGGCAAGGGUCGAAUGCCUCGAGCAGAAACAGAGGAUAGAGUAGCUAAGCUAGCUAAUUGUUUGAAUGGCGCUGAUAUUGAUAUGCCGGAGUGGAUGUUCUCUAAGAUGAUGCGAAGUGCAAAAAUUAGAUACACAGAUUACUCUAUAGUGAGAGUUAUUCAACUCUUGGGAAGGUUGGGGAAUUGGAGACGGGUUUUGCAGCUUAUGGAAUGGCUUCAAUUGUGUGAUCGUUUUAAAUCCCACAAAAUGAGGCACAUUUAUACAACUGCACUUAAUGUGUUGGGAAAAGCGAGACGACCUGUGGAAGCAUUCAACAUGUUCAAUGCAAUGCAGCAACAAAUGUCCACAUAUCCUGACCGUGUAGCUUAUAACUCUAUAGCCGUUACUCUUGGACAAGCAGGACACAUAAAAGAACUAUUUGAGGUAGUUGACUGCAUGCGGUCUUGGCCCAAAAAGAAGCUUAAUACUGGGAUUCUCGAGAAGUGGGAUCCUCGUCUAGAACCAGAUUUUGUUGUCUAUAAUGCAGUACUAAAUGCUUGUGUGCAACGGAAACAAUGGGAGGGUGCAUUUUGGGUAUUGCAACAAUUUAAGGAAAAAGGAGAAAGACCUACAGGCACAACAUAUGGACUUGUUAUGGAGGUAAUGUAUGCGUGUGGCAAAUACAACUUGGUUCAUGACUUUUUUAGAAAAGUGCUGAAAUCUGGCAGACCAAAUGCUUUGGGUUAUAAUGUUUUAGUGAAAACAUUUUCGAAGGAAGGUAAAAUUGACGAGGCUGUAUCAGCCAUGGAAGAAAUGGAAAGCCGGGGAGUUAUUGGUUCAGCUGCUCUUUACUACGAUUUUGCCCGUUGCCUAUGUAGUGCAGGAAGGGUUGAAGAGGCAUUGGUUCAAGUUGACAAGAUAUGCAAGGUUGCUACAAAGCCUCUAGUGGUGACUUACACUGGAUUAAUGCAGGCUUGUAUAGAGGCUGGACAUGUACAAAACGGUUCAUACAUAUUUGAACAUAUGAGCAAGUUCUGCUCCCCUAAUUUAGUGACUUAUAACAUAAUGUUAAAAGCACACUUGGAUCAUGGGAUGUAUGAAGAAGCAAAAGAACUGCUCGAGAAAAUGUUGGGAAAUGCUGUUUCUAUUAGAAAUAGAGCGGAUCAAAGGCAAAAUGUUAUACCGGAUAUCUACAGUUUCAAUAUCAUGUUAGACGCAUGUGUUGCAGAUGGCCAAUGGGAUGAUUUCGAAUAUAUUUAUGACCAAAUGUUCCAUUAUGGGAACUAUUUCAAUCCAAAACGACAUCUUAAGAUGAUAAUGGCUGCUCGCCAAGCUGGCAAGGACAAGCCUUUGGAAAUGACGUGGCAUCAGUUGGUCCAAUCAGGUCGCAUUCCUCCACCUGUUCUUGCCAAUGAAAUGUUUUGCUUGAGACUGGAACAAGGUGAUUGUGUUGCUGCACUCUCUUCUAUUUCCAGUUAUUAUUCGAGCGAAUUGUCUUUGUUUUCCCGCAAAUCUUGGACAAGCUUCUUUGACGAAAAUGCUCAUCGAUUACAAAAAAGCACGAUUGUUGAUCUAUUACGGGAAAGUAGAAUACUUAUAGGUGGUGGCCACGACGACACUAGACACUUGGCUCUUGAAAAUCUUAUUGCAUCUUGUAAAGAAUUUUUGAACAUGCAAUAGUUUAUCAAUCAAAUAUUUGGUAUCUAUUGUUAAUUAUAUUUGAGCUCA